GUUAGAUUUGAUAUCAUUCGGAGGAUCCUGACCAAGGUCUUUGGAUGCAACGUUGUCAUGGUGAUGGGCGUCACAGACGUGGAUGAUAAAAUAAUCAAGAGAGCCAGUGAGAUGAACAUCUCACCUGCAUCUCUGGCCAGUCUUUACGAGGAAGACUUUAAGCAAGACAUGGCUGCCUUGAAGGUCCUCCCGCCCACGGCGUCCCUGAGGGUGACCGAGAACAUUCCGCAGAUCAUCUCCUUUGUGGAAGGCAUCAUGGCCCACGGACAUGCCUACUCAACGGCCAAAGGCAACGUCUACUUCGACCUGCAGUCUAGAGGAGACGACUAUGGCAAGCUGGUCGGUGUGGUCCCGCAGCCGGCUGGGGAGCCAGCCGACUCCGACAAGCGCCACGCCGGCGACUUCGCACUGUGGAAGGCCGCCAAGCCCCAGGAGGUGUUCUGGGCCUCCCCGUGGGGACAUGGGAGGCCCGGCUGGCACAUCGAGUGCUCCGCCAUGGCGAGCUCCGUGUUUGGGAGCCACCUGGACAUCCACUCGGGCGGCAUCGACCUGGCUUUCCCGCACCACGAGAACGAGAUCGCGCAGUGCGAGGCCUUCCACCAGUGCAGGCAGUGGGGCAACUACUUUCUCCAUGCCGGACAUUUGCACGUGAAAGGCAAGGAAGAAAAAAUGUCCAAGUCGUUGAAAAACUACAUCACCAUCAAGGACUUCCUGCAGCGCUUCUCCCCCGACGUGUUCCGGCUCUUCUGUCUGCGUGGCAGCUACCGCUCAGCCAUCGACUACAGUGAGGACGCCAUGCUGCAAGCCCAGCAGCUACUCCUGGGGCUGGGCUCGUUCCUGGAGGACGCACGUGCCUACAUGAAGGGGCAGCUGGCUGGCGGCUCCGUCGGGGAGGACCAGCUGUGGGAGAGGGGCCCGACACCGGGACCCACGGCGCUGCAGACCGGAGUCAGCCUGGACCCUCACCACAAGGGUGUGGUCACAGCAGGUGUUGGGCCGUCCCGGGAGGUGUCCCGGGAGAUGGCCCGGGAGCCUUCCCGCCAGCCUGGGCCGCCCGGCUCUCCGGCACCAGGGCAGCCGAGGCGGGACGCCGGGGGCCCGAGAAGCCCUGCCGUGUUUGGCGCCAUUGUCUCCUACGUGGAGCAGUUUUUUGAGACUGUUGGGGUUUCUCUGGCCCCUCGACAGACAGCUGUAAUGCCAGAAUAA
Messenger RNA from Carlito syrichta (Philippine tarsier), 1206 nucleotides. RefSeq names its product cysteinyl-tRNA synthetase 2, mitochondrial (putative) (gene CARS2). Gene Ontology annotation, biological process: cysteinyl-tRNA aminoacylation. NCBI's taxonomy places the organism in Eukaryota, Metazoa, Chordata, Mammalia, Primates, Tarsiidae. Gene Ontology annotation, cellular component: cytoplasm. The record is from RefSeq and is a predicted model, not a curated record. The transcript is spliced from 12 exons. Bases 58 to 1206 code for a protein of 382 amino acids. Gene Ontology annotation, molecular function: cysteine-tRNA ligase activity; ATP binding.